AUACGAGAUUGUUUUGUCUGGCAGUUAUCAAAAUAACUGGUCUGCUGCAACACCUACCUUUUAGUCCGAUUUUGUCGGUAAUUAGUUUUUUCAUCGCGUCCUUCGAUUCCUUCUUAACGGAAAAAGGAUUUUUAAUGAAAAUAUUUCAAGUGAAUAUAUGGUCCAACUUUUACGAGGAAGCCAGCUUCAACAACGUUGGAGGCUUGAUUGGAUGUUGGCUGGGUAUCUCCGUGUGGGACUGCUCUGGAAUAAUGGAGACGACCUUCUGGGGAAUCUUGAGGGUGCUUCCAAUGCUAAGCAGACGCUUUGAAUGAUAUGGGUUCAGAAACUUUAAAGACUCAAGAUAAAGAACUUCUUCCCUUUGAAAUUGGUUAUAUGCCUGAAUUUGUCUUGAAAAAAGCGGAAGAAGAGCUGAAUGAGACUGCUGAAAGUAAAAUAAAAGGAAUUCAAGAAUUGCGAUCUUUAUUGCGAAAAAACUCGGAAACAAAAGAAGUUCUCCUUCAUGAUGACGUUUUGGUAGCGUAUUUGCGUCGCAGCAAAUACAGAGUGAACGGUGCGCAUCAACAGAUACAAAACUUUAUACGUCUGCGAAAGAAAAAAGAUAAUUUGGCCAAUGGUAUUCCAGACGCAUUUCUUGAUUUACCUUCAAGCAAGUUUUUGGCUCUGCUACCUAUGAGAUGUCAGGAUGGAUGUUUAUUGGCUUUUAUACGUUGGGGUAAAUGGGAUCCCAUGGAACUCCCAAUGGAAGGGCUGCAGCAAAUGAUAACGAUGGCCCUUAAUGUGGUUCUCCACGAUCCAGUGACUCAAAUUAACGGUGUGAAAGUGAUUCACGACUUUCAAGGAAUAUCUUUCAAACAUGUGAGAUACCUCACACCCCACAAUAUACAUCUGCUUUAUCAUGGUGCUAUGAAUUGUUUUCCUUUAAGAUGUAAGGCAGUACAUUCCGUCCAUGACUCCGCUCUAAUAAGGAUAGGCUGGAGUAUAAUGAUGGCUCUGUUAACACAGAAAAUGAGGAGCAGAAUAUUUUUUCAUAGCAGUGGAGAAGAGCUGCUUAAUUUCUUUCCCCGUAGCGUUUUGCCAACACAAUUCGGAGGAAGCAUUCGAGAUGAAGACUUGCCAGAUUGGGCCAGAAGAGUUAAUAAAGAUAUAAAGAAGUAUACGAUAUUAGGACAAUCCAAUUACUAUUGAUACUUAUUUUUAUUUUUGUACAUUUCUCUUGUUAUUUUUAUAAUUUAUAAAUAAUAAGACUAUUAGUUACUUGAAAUAAUUCAACUAUUACUUCACAUGAUUAAAAUCAUUUAAAGUACAUUUGAACAACAAAUUUGAAGUGUGGUAGAAUGAUAAGGUUCAUUUAACUUGAUUCGUUUAUCUUCAUAAUAGUAAUAAAAGUUACAGCAAAAUA
Argiope bruennichi is the source of this 1402-nucleotide messenger RNA. Its product is annotated as alpha-tocopherol transfer protein-like. Gene Ontology annotation, cellular component: membrane. Gene Ontology annotation, molecular function: phosphatidylinositol bisphosphate binding. Bases 316 to 1188 code for a protein of 290 amino acids. The transcript has 7 exons. The record is from RefSeq and is a predicted model, not a curated record. Lineage: Eukaryota; Metazoa; Arthropoda; Arachnida; Araneae; Araneidae.